Messenger RNA from Salvelinus fontinalis (brook trout), 1959 nucleotides. Its product is annotated as aryl hydrocarbon receptor nuclear translocator 2-like. Gene Ontology annotation, molecular function: DNA-binding transcription factor activity, RNA polymerase II-specific; protein dimerization activity; RNA polymerase II cis-regulatory region sequence-specific DNA binding. Gene Ontology annotation, biological process: regulation of transcription by RNA polymerase II. NCBI's taxonomy places the organism in Eukaryota, Metazoa, Chordata, Actinopteri, Salmoniformes, Salmonidae. Bases 289 to 1152 code for a protein of 287 amino acids. The transcript is spliced from 9 exons. The record is from RefSeq and is a predicted model, not a curated record. Gene Ontology annotation, cellular component: transcription regulator complex; nucleus; cytoplasm.
AGUCUCGCGGUGUUUAGACACAUUUCAGACAUCUUGCAUUUUUCAGUCUGAAAGAACAAAUUUAUAAAAUACCGUUGACUUCAUCGGGCCAAGCGAACCCGAAAUAACAGGGCCUUUAUUGUUGAUAUUCGUGACUUAUUUGUAUUUCGAGCGAAUGCAUGUGAGGUUAUAGGUGGCUGAACCGAGAGCUCGCGUGCCAAACCACUGAGUGGAUUGUCUCUCCCGGGGCUCUCGAGCCGUAUUGUGCGUCAUUUUCAUAGCUGCAUUUUGUUUUUCUAUCGAGGCAACAUGGCAACUCCCGCCGCGGUAAAUCCAUCGGAGAUGGGCAGUGAGUUGCCGGGGCCAGUUACUAUGCCGGGGGCGGUGGUGGGGGCGGGCCAAGUGAGGAUGGGCGGAGCCAUGCCGGGCCGCGGGGGCAAGAGGAGAUCCGGAGGGAUGGACUUUGAUGACGAGGAUGGGGAAGGACCAAGUAAAUUUUCAAGGUAUGAUGAUGAUGAUCAGAUACCUGGUGAUGAUAAGGAGAGAUAUGCCAGAGAGAACCACAGCGAGAUAGAGCGGCGUCGCCGUAACAAGAUGACCCAGUACAUCACGGAGCUGUCGGACAUGGUGCCCACCUGCAGCGCUCUGGCCCGCAAGCCAGACAAACUGACUAUCCUCCGCAUGGCUGUGUCCCACAUGAAGUCCAUGAGAGGGACCGGGAACACGUCCACUGACGGGGCGUACAAGCCCUCGUUCCUGACCGAACAGCAGGGUCUACAAACCCUCCUCCUCAGCAAACAGGAGUUGAAGCACCUCAUCUUGGAGGCGGCCGACGGCUUCCUGUUUGUGGUCGCCGCGGAGACGGGACGCGUGAUCUACGUGUCUGACUCGGUGACGCCGGUGCUCAACCACCCGCAGUCGGAGUGGUUUGGCAGCACGCUGUAUGAGCAGGUGCAUCCUGACGACGUGGACAAGCUGCGGGAACAGCUCAGCACCUCAGAGAAUUCCAUGACAGGGCGUAUCCUGGACCUGAAGACCGGAACAGUGAAGAAAGAGGGGCAACAGUCGUCUAUGAGGAUGUGCAUGGGCUCCAGACGAUCCUUCAUCUGCAGAAUGAGGCCGUUUGGCAAAUUGAAACCAGCAUCAGGGAUGACUGUCUGCACUCUGCGGUGACCACAGCUGAGAAUACACAACACACACAGAGCCCCGAACAGCAUGCCAUGCAACCAAGUGGAAAGGAAUUGUUCAUUCUUCAACAUCAUUUCAGGGAAGCUAAUAUUAGCCAACUCCAGAAGAGCAGAAGAUGAUGUCCUCUUGAACCUUUUGUUGAUCAGUGGAAAAACCCAGGUUGUCCCUCCUCUCUGCUCUCAAUGAUACCUGACUCACCGGCUGAAAGAAACUCACAUGUCAAAUGGCUUCCAUCUUGGUUUCCAUACUGUGAGACGGUGUAGACUUGGUUACAGCAGUUAAAGCUGACAUCACUGACCAUAAAUCCCUUUUUCUGCUUCUUUUAAACUUCCUGUAUCCAGGUUCUCAGGUCUCCCUGAGAUACAGUCUGUUCUGUAAGAGAGACCUGGUCCAACAGUACACGUUGUUUUCCCUCUCCAUUUCUAUGCAGUCAGUAUACGUGUCAUUUAGCAGACACGAAAACACACACACACACACAAAAGCAGGUUCAGAUUUCAAAUGUAUUGUUCUCAUUGAGGAGAAUCCUAUCCACAGCAACAUGGCAACACACCAAACAAGAUUUUUCCAAUAACACUCACCAUGGCUGUGUUCCAAAUAGCACCCUAUUCCCUAUACAGUUCAUAUGGCUCUGGUCUAAAGUAGUGCGCUAUAUAGGGGAUAGGGUGCAAUUUGUCCUGCAUCCGGAGUCUCACAGCGAACAUAACAGUACAUUAUAUAAUGUCAGGCACUGGUUAUUUGUUCAGUGUGUGUGUGUGUGUGUGUGUGUGUGUGUGUGUGUGUGUGUGUGUGUGU